CGGCUGGCGCCGGCGGCCGCCAUCGUCAUCAGCCGGGAUUGCGGCAGGCAGAGCCCUGAAGGAACCGAAGCGAGGCACUAGCCUCAAUUGCUCAGGAUUGCCGAGACAGCAGCAGUAAACAAGAACGUUGGAUUUUUCAGUUACACCAAAUAUGACCGUGUGCAUCUUAGAAGUCCAAAGGAAUAGCAAGAUGUCAGACUAACAGUUGUCCUUGACAGGGCCAGUCCAGAAAAUCAUGCAGUCAUCUGGGCAUAGGUUGCGUGAAGUUGAGCAUCACCCGCUGCUUGCUGAAAAUGACUGCUACGAUUCGUCGUCCUCCGAGUGUGACGUGGGAGAUCGCGUCUGGUUCAUCCGUGACAGCUGCGGGAUGGUCUGUGCCGUGAUGACCUGGCUUCUCGUGGUCUACGCAGAUUUUGUGGUCACCUUUGUCAUGCUGCUGCCUUCCAAAGACUUCUGGUACUCCCUGGUCAAUGGGGUCCUCUUCAACUGCUUGGCUGUGCUUGCUUUGUCUUCUCACCUAAGAACGAUGCUGACGGAUCCAGGUGCUGUUCCCAAAGGAAAUGCUACAAAAGAGUACAUGGAGAGUUUGCAGCUGAAACCAGGUGAAGUCAUCUACAAGUGUCCCAAGUGUUGCAGCGUGAAGCCAGAACGUGCCCAUCACUGCAGCAUUUGCAAACGAUGUAUUCGGAAGAUGGAUCAUCACUGUCCGUGGGUUAAUAACUGUGUGGGGGAAAGGAACCAGAGGUUUUUUGUCCUUUUUACUAUGUACAUAGCUCUAAUUUCAGCUCAUGCUCUCGUCCUGUGCGGGUUUCAGUUCUUUUCCUGUGUCCGAGAUCAGUGGAUUGAAUGCAGUGACUUCUCCCCACCUGUGACUGUGAUCCUGCUGAUUUUCUUGUGCCUUGAAGGGUUUCUGUUUCUUACGUUCACCGCCGUGAUGUUUGGCACUCAGAUCCAUUCCAUAUGCAACGACGAAACAGAGAUCGAAAGGCUGAAGAGCGAGAAACCCACGUGGGAGCGGAGGCUACGCUGGGAAGGCAUGAAGUCCGUCUUUGGGGGACAGCCUUCUCUGCUGUGGAUAAACCCUUUUGCCGGGUUCCGAAUCCGACGGCUGAUGCUGAGGGCAAAGAAAGGGGCGCCUGAAUUUUCUGUCUGAGCCUGCCCAAUCAUGCUGAAACUCACAAAAGGCGUUCCUUGUAUUUAUUGGGCACCCGGGGGGUGGGGGGGGAGAAGCUGCUCAUGUGCAACCUAUGACCAAUGGAGUUUAACAAAUACAUGGAACAUUUUGCUUGUAGCAAGCAGAGUUUUAUACCUUUAUAACCCCACAUGUCUCACUCUCGGAAGCGUCCAUGGAAUGUUGCCACGCCGGGCUUUUGAGCAAGUUCAACCAAGCAGACGAAAAACCGAGGGAAAUGGACAGUUACGCGAGGAAGCCAAAAUAUCAACUCAACCACUGUACCACGAUUUUAGAGGACUAGUUAUGCGGUCAUGUUCACCAGAUCUCUUUGUUAUGAGUGUGCGGGGUUUCCCUUCCCUUCCCUUCCCUUCCCUUCCCUUCCCUUCCCUUCCCUUCCCUU
Molecule: messenger RNA, 1574 nt
Organism: Python bivittatus (Burmese python)
Lineage: Eukaryota; Metazoa; Chordata; Lepidosauria; Squamata; Pythonidae
Source: RefSeq, a predicted model, not a curated record